Messenger RNA from Salvia hispanica, 2160 nucleotides. RefSeq names its product ultraviolet-B receptor UVR8. The record is from RefSeq and is a predicted model, not a curated record. Lineage: Eukaryota; Viridiplantae; Streptophyta; Magnoliopsida; Lamiales; Lamiaceae.
UUUAUAGAGAAAAUAAAGGCGUUCUAUAUAACCUCACACACAGUCACACACAUACUAUCUCUUUCCGAACAAAAACUCCUCCUUUUCUCUCUCUUACCCUUCUCAAAGAAGAGGAAGAAUUCUACACAAAUAUCCCAUCAUCAAGAUCAAAUUUUUAAUCAUCUGCGAGGCUAAAAAUUCAACCGCAAGGUUGAUUUUAAAAACAGUGAACAAGUAGCUAGAAAGUAGUUAGACUAUCCAUUCUUGCCUAGUUAGGGCACUGCAGCGAUAGAGCGGUGCCCAUGGAUGCCACGGCUAGUGGAGCAUCGAGCGUUCAGUACCACAACAUCACCGAGCAGGCAAUCGCGCCCCUUGCUCCGCCUCCCCAUGUUGCACACCAGAGGCAGCAACGACAUUGCUUUGGGAAUGCAACCCCAGGGGAGUUCCCGUUGUCUGCUAACCCCUCCAUCGUCCUGCAUUUCCUGUCCGCCUGCAAUUUAGACCCGCAAGAUCUUGCCAAACUCGAGGCGACUUGUUCGUUUUUUAGGCAGCCUGCGCACUUCGCCCCUGACCACGAGCUCUCAUUGGCUGAGCUUGCAGCUCUUGAUAUGUGCCAGAAGAGGGCCAUAUUCAAGCCAAUGACCAUAGAGCAGCAGCAAUGCUUGAAGCAGAGUUGUGGUGGCUCGUGGAAGCUUGUCUUGAGAUACUUGCUGGCAGGGGAAGCAUGUACGAGGAGGGAGAAGUCGCAGGCAAUAGCCGGCCCUGGCCACAGCCUCGCUGUGACCUCUAAAGGAGCCGUGUAUUCAUUCGGUUCCAACAGCUCCGGCCAGCUUGGGCAUGGAACCACAACUGAGGAGACGCGCCCUUCCCUAAUUAGAUCUCUGCAAGGAAUCCGCAUUAUUCAUGCUGCGGCUGGGGCUGGACGAACAAUGCUGAUUAGUGAUGCAGGACGCGUCUAUGCCUUUGGGAAAGAUUCUUUUGGUGAAGCCGAAUACGGGGCUCAAGGGAAUAAGUUAGUGACUACGCCUCAGCUAGUCGAAUCUUUGAAAGAUAUCUUUGUUGUCCAAGCUGCUAUUGGGAACUUCUUCACCGCCGUGUUGUCUAGAGAAGGCAGGAUUUACACCUUUUCUUGGGGAGACGAGAGCAAACUCGGCCAUCAAAUGGAACCUAAUGAUCUUGAGCCUCGCCCGUUGUUGGGAGAUCUCGAAAAUAUACCUGUGGUUCAAAUUGCAGCUGGCUAUUGCUACCUUCUUGCUUUGGCAUGUCAACCUAGUGGAAUGUCGGUAUACUCUGUCGGGUGUGGGCUAGGUGGGAAGCUUGGGCACGGUACUAGAACGGAUGAGAAGCAGCCGAGAUUGAUCCAACAGUUUGCAGUGUUGAAUCUUCAGCCCGUUGUAGUUGCUGCCGGUGCUUGGCACGCUGCAGUGGUCGGGAAGGAUGGAAGGGUAUGCACGUGGGGAUGGGGGCGGUACGGUUGCUUGGGGCACGGGAACGAGGACUGCGAAUCAGUUCCCAAAGUAGUCGAGGCACUGAGCAAUGUCAAGGCCGUACACGUUGCAACAGGGGACUACACGACCUUCGUUGUCUCGGACGAUGGGGACGUCUAUUCUUUCGGGUGUGGAGAGUCCUCGAGCCUUGGACACAACACCGCUGCUGCUGAUGAGCAGGGAAACAGGCACACGAACGUGCUAAGCCCGGAGCUCGUGACCUCGUUGAAGGAGGUGAAGGAGAGGGUCGUGCAGGUAAGCCUCACGAACUCGAUAUACUGGAAUGCGCACACAUUCGCACUCACGGACUCGGACAAGCUCUACGCGUUUGGGGCGGGUGACAAGGGGCAGCUCGGGGUCGAGCUCGCGGCGAACCAGACGGAGAGGGCGAACCCGGACCGCGUCGAGGUGGACCUCAGUUGACUAUAAUCUGCCUGUACUGCCCUUUGCCUUUAAUCUCAUUAUUAACAUUGCAUUGUAGAUAUAUGAUGGUUUCAUCUCAUGGUUUAUUGGUAUGUGUAAAUAGAAACAGUGAUUGUGAAUAAGGGUAGGAUUUAGGAGCUGCAGAAUUAACCUCCUUUAGAAAUUCGUUAGCUCUUUGUCUGAAACCAGUAAAUAGUUUUAAGAAUGACUCAUCAAGAUUUCUUUUUUAACUUAUUAAGAUUGGUGAAAAAAUUGCCUUUUUUAACCAUUA